Molecule: messenger RNA, 3492 nt
Organism: Colletotrichum orchidophilum
Lineage: Eukaryota; Fungi; Ascomycota; Sordariomycetes; Glomerellales; Glomerellaceae
Product: CPSF A subunit region
Exons: 3
Coding region: 1-3492 (1163 amino acids)
Biological process (GO): DNA repair; proteasome-mediated ubiquitin-dependent protein catabolic process
Cellular component (GO): site of double-strand break; nucleus
Molecular function (GO): nucleic acid binding; protein binding
Source: RefSeq, a predicted model, not a curated record
AUGUCGUACGUCGCGCCCAUCCAUAGGCCAAGCAGCAUACGGCAGGCCAUCAGAAUACGCCUAUCCGAGGAAGACGAGAACGAGAGCUUGGUGGCAGCGCGAUCAAACAGACUGGAAGUAUGGCGCAUUACGCCUACCGACAUGUACUUGCUCGGCUCCGCCGCAGUCUACGGCACCAUCCUCCUCCUACAGCGACUGCGACCCAAGGACAGCAAGGCUGACCUGCUUUUUGUCGGCACCGAUCGAUUUCAAUACUUCACGGCGAGGUGGGACUCUGGCACACAGAGGCUCCAAACGGAGCAGGUCGUCGAGGAUACGGCCGAGCCGCACAUGCGCGAAGCGCAGAGCCAGGACAAGUGCCUGGUUGACCCGACAGGGAGGUUCAUGGCGAUGCAUUUGUGGGAGGGUGUCAUGAACGUCAUGCGCUUGGGAAGUAGGAAAGGACAGCUUACUCGCCUUGACGAUGCAUGGGAACAGGUCCGCCUCUCCGAGCUCUUUAUGAAGGCGAGCACUUUUGUGCCCACUGAGACUGGCCACCCCACCGUUGCCUUCUUAUACCAGUCCAAGAUCGACAAGGAGGAUGCGAGACUCGCCAUCUACAGACUAAUGACGGACGACAAGAACACAAAUGUUUCGAGAUUCGACCCAGACCGGGAUAGAGAUCUCGACAUUGAGAUCAAGGACCCUUAUGCCCGCAUCCUCAUCCCUGUGGACAUCGUCGAGGAUGAAGUAAAGCGAUACCACAAAAGAGACACAUCAACGGCCAAGGCACAACUCGGUGGCCUAAUUGUGGUUGGCGAAACCCUGCUGGUUUAUGUCGAUACCUUGACAAAGUCUGUCGUGGAGAGUGCAUUGGUCAGCCCAGCCAUAUUCGUCGCAUGGGCUGCCUAUGAUGACACAAAUUUCUUCCUCUCAGAUGACUACGGCAACCUCCACCUUCUGACGAUUGAGACCGAGGGCGUUGUUGUUCUGGGUAUGACCAUGAAGACUCUCGGUGUGACGUCUCGUGCGUCAUGUCUGGUCUAUAUGGGAGAUGGCAUGCUUUUCUUGGGCUCUCACUACGGCGACUCGCAAUUGUUGCAAGUAGACCUCGCGGAGUUGACGACAAAGCUUGUGCAGACCAUUCCAAACAUCGCACCUAUUCUCGACUUUGCCAUCAUGGAUUUGGGAAACGCCGGAGACAGCCAAGUUGGCAACGCUUUCUCAUCAGGCCAAGCGCGUAUCGUCGCCGGCUGUGGUGUCCAUCAAAAUGGCAGUUUGCGAAGCAUUCGAAGCAGUGUUGGACUAGAAGACAUUGGCGUUCUAGAAGACUUGAAGGAUGUCCGUGGUCUCUUCACUCUUCGGUCGCACGGUUCAGAAAAAGUUGACACCCUGGUGGUUUCCUUCAUGACAGAAACCAGAGUUUUCAGCUUUGAUGCCGAGGGCGGCAUUGAGGAAGUGUUUGAUUUUCAAGGGCUCACUCUGGAUAAGCCGACUCUGAUUGCAACAACAUUACCCAGUGGUGAAUUGCUCCAGGUCACCGCAGCAACUGUGACACUGCUCGAUCUGGAGAGCGGCGUUGUUCUAAACACUUGGUCAGUGCCAGAUGGCAAGACCAUUGUUAAUGCGUCUGCCAACAACAAGUGGGUAUUGCUGUCCAUUAAUGGCACCUCUCUGGUAUCUUUAAACUUGGCCGAUAACCUGGCAGUUCAAGAGCAAGUCUUGGGUCGUGGCGUCGGUGGUGAGGAGGACCAGAUUUCUUGCAUCCAUGCAGCCAGCGAUCUCGACAACAUUGGCGUGGUAGGCUUCUGGGCAACGGGCUCAGUAUCCAUCAUUGACCUUCGCACGCUUAACGCCCUCCAAGGUGAAACCAUCAAGCAAACCGAUGAUAGUGUCUCUGUUCCCAGGGACAUGGUUCUGGUGCAACUACAUCCACAGCAUCUGCUGGGUCCCACCCUAUUCGUGGCCAUGGAAGAUGGCCAGGUUAUGUCGUUUAAUGUGUCAAAAGAAGACUUUUCUUUAUCGAGUCGCAAGAGCGUCACUCUCGGCAGCAAACAAGCUGGACUUCACAUUCUUCCGCGGCCAGGCAAUGAGGGCAUUAGCAAUGUCUUUGCUACUACCGAGCAUUCAAGUCUGAUAUACAGCUCAGAAGGAAGGAUCAUCUACUCUGCGGCGACUGCGGAGGACGUGACUCAUAUCGCGCCAUUCGACUCUGAAGCCUUCCCAGAUGCUAUCUUCCUUGCCACGGAUCGGAAUGUACGAAUCGCCCAUAUCGAUGCUGAAAGGAGGACGCACGUCAACCCACUUCCACUGCGCGAGACGGUUCGAAGGGUGGCCUACUCGCCAGCCUUGCGUGCUUUCGGUAUAGGCACCAUCCGCAGAGAACUCAUCAACAACGAAGAGACGGUGACAAGUGCGUUCCAAUUGGUUGACGAGAUUGUCCUUGGCGUGGUUGGUAAGGCAUUCCACCUUGAUGGCUCCACAUCGACCGAGAUGGUCGAAAGCGUCAUCAGAGCAGAGCUGCCUGAUAGUAUGGGGCAAGCUGCCGAACGAUUCAUUAUUGGAACGAGUUACCUGGCAGACCCGGAGAUUGAUGAAAACAAUGAUUUCAAGGGCCGGAUUCUGGUGCUGGGGGUUGACUAUGACAAGAAUCCCUACCUGAUUGUCAGUCACGAGCUGAAGGGUGCUUGUCGCAGUCUUGGUGUGAUGGGUGAAAAGAUUGUUGCCGGUUUGAGCAAGACAGUUGUGGUCUACGAUUACGCCGAAGAGUCGACCACGUCUGGGGCACUGCGCAAGCUGGCUACUUUCCGCCCUUCGACAUUCCCGGUUGACAUUAAUGUCCACGGAAACAUGAUUGGCGUCGCUGAUCUCAUGCAGUCCAUGACCUUGCUCGAGUUUGUUCCGGCACAAGACGGAGACAAACCCAAGCUUAUGGAGCGUGCUCGUCACUUUCAGUACAUUUGGGCCACGUCGGUAUGUCACUUGGACGGGCAUUCGUGGCUUGAGUCCGAUGCGCAGGGCAACCUCAUGGUAUUGCGAAGGAACCCCGAUGCACCAACAGAGCACGACCAGAAGCAGAUGGAAGUCAUUAGUGAAUUCCACCUCGGGGAACAAGUGAACAGGAUUCGAUCACUCGACAUUGUUCCCAACGAGAGCGACCCAAUUGUACCAAGGGCGUUCCUCGCAACGGUUGAAGGGUCGGUUUAUGUUUUUGCUGACAUCAGGCCGGAGCACCAAAGUUUGCUACUGCAAUUCCAAGAGAACUUGGCCGGGGUAGUGAAGACCUUGGGCCAAGCUGACAAUGCACCGGGCGGUGGGCUGUCUUUCAUGUCGUGGCGAGGGUUCCGGAACGCCAAGCGCGCGGCAGAGGCACCCUUCCGCUUUGUCGACGGCGAGUUGAUUGAGCGUUUUCUAGACCUGGAUGAGACUAAGCAAGAGGCUGUUGUCGCAGGGCUAGGACCGACGGUGGAGAAUAUGCGCAACCUGGUCGAGGAGCUGAAGCGCAUACAUUAA